Molecule: messenger RNA, 1945 nt
Organism: Mycena citricolor
Lineage: Eukaryota; Fungi; Basidiomycota; Agaricomycetes; Agaricales; Mycenaceae
Source: the annotation of a GenBank genome assembly
CCACCAUCAAGCCCAUCUGAUCGAGGCGCAUGUGAUACGAAUCACGACACGGCUCCGACGCGCCCAUUCCCUUCCUCUCUUGUCUUAAAUGUACGAUGCUUAGCUUGUUUUCUCGGCGUUCAACAUCAAAUACAUCUUAUCCCAGUCGCCGCUUUAUCUCGACUCUCAUCCGUCCCCAAAGCCAUGCGACCCAUCCUCUCCGUGCUCGACCCUCUCGUCUCAGUCGUUCGGUGCUAAUCAAGCCUGCGGCGACCGCUCCUUAUCUGCUGCUUCCUGGCAUCGGUGCUGCCUCUUUUCACUCCACGCCAAGACGCGAUGGGGCUCCUCUCAUACCCCUUCUUGCGGUAUUGAAAACCUCGGCCGCAAUGGAAAUAAUACGAACCGCUGGUCGUAUAGUACUCACUGUCAUACCUGUAUUGGUAUUCAAGAAUAUUAAAACGCGACGUCAUCUCAAAAUCGCGGAACUUAAUGGUGUCCCUCUAUCAGAAGAAAAAGCCAAUACUCUAUUAAAGCAGAUACGCCAACGUACUUGGAUCUUCCACACGCUCUUUUUCAUUCCUGCCAUGCUCUUCUGGGCUACCAUCUUUGCCAGUCUGGAAAGGACACCGGUGACAGGGCGAUGGCGACUAAUCAUCCUGUCCCCCGAAGAGGAGGAAGACAUUGCGACGCAAUUAGCCGGCCCUGGCUGGUAUCAGGCGGUUAGCGAGAUUCUUUCGAACGACGGGCCGGCGCAUUUCAUACCUGCAUCCGACUGGCGAUAUGGCUGGAUUCGUGAUACGUUACGACAUCUCGAGAAGACGAUCCCCGUGCUCGUCAACGAGCAGGAAAUAUGCAAGGACUGGUAUCAGCACGACUCGGCGAAUCCGCAGCCGCCCCCUGCGGAAUACCCUCUGCGACCCAGACCACGGGCAUCAGAGUAUCUGCGCUGGUUUUGCGAGUGCAUGUGCAAUCGGCAAGUCGGGCCGGGUGCACAUUCCAUUCCAGGGCCCCCGUAUUCACUGCUCGUCGUCGACAAACCCGAAGCGUCCAAUGCCUUUUCGUACGGAUUCGGGCCUGACGGCAGUGGGGGGAUCGUCGUUUACUCUGGAUUCCUGGACGAAAUUCUCAGCCACACGUCAAAUGAUGACCCAGUUACACCACCCCCCAAGCCCUCGCCGUCCUUCCUUUCUAGUCUGCUUGGCUUGACGCCGCCUCCGGCUCCAUCUCACCCAGUUCCGACGCCGUCUCAAACGGCGGAGCUUGCCAUCCUUCUCUCGCACGAGCUGGCCCACCUCAUUCUUUCUCAUCACCUCGAAACGCUGUCUUCCGGAACCAUUAUCAUUCCUGGAGUCAUGUCAAUAGUAGCCGAUGUGAUUCGGGUGCUCAUCUUCCCAGUCACCAUGCUGUUUGGCCCGUUCGUCAAUGACGCCGUCGCGCAGUUGGGCAAGAUCGGCUCCGGCGAAUUGGAGAAGGUCGGGGAGUACUGUACAAGUGUCAAGCAAGAGAUUGAAGCAGAUGUGGUCUCUGCCAGAUUACUGGCCCAUGCGGGUUUCGAUGCCCGCCAGGCAGUGUCAUUCUGGGAGAACCGCUGCAAUGCCGAAUGCUCGUCGUCAGGCUCUGCGAAGCACGACCAUCCGUCCUCAUCCUUCGUGCACAAAAUCACGGGGUCCGGACAUCCUGUGAACGAGGUCCGGGUGAGCAAGCUCAGAGAGGAGCUGGUGCGAUGGGAAACGGAGCGGCGGGCUGAGUUGCACAAGAGGCUAUGCUCUAACCAGGCCACAAGCCACGUAAUGCUUUCGGCCGCAUAGGGCGUGCCUGCUUUGUGUAUUUUUUUCUGUACCGGUAUCAUUAUUAUACUUCAAGAUGUACUACUAGACUCGCACAUUCAUUACCACGCACCCCGUCUCUAGCACCGUCAAGUGAGAUGGGAUUGUUGUGUACUUAUGUAAUGAAUGAUACUCUAUCA